AUGUACUCCCACACGCGUACACUCGCACUCGCACUACUUUUGGCCUGCCUUGUUGCGCUCGCACAGGCCAACACGCACUCCCCGCUCUCGUCCUCGCACACCCGCAAGUCGCUCGCAUUCCGGAAGAAGCCGGUCAAGGAGCUCGAUGCGCCCGCCCUGCACGGCCGCGACCCUCAAUUCGGCGGCGGGGACGACGACGGAGGGUUCAAUCUGAGCGGAUUCAUAUUCACGCAGACGCGCACGGAUACGACGCAGACGUAUAAUCCCACCUCGACGGCCACCACCACCACGACGGCCACCGACUCGACGGCGACGACCACUGCCACGGAUUCCACCGCGACUACUUCUGCGACGGACUCGACCACCACCACCACGUCUACCUCGACUACCACCACCAGCACCUCGACAACUUCCUCGUUCGGGUGCGGUCUGUUGGGACUGGAGGCCUGCCCCGCGUCGACGACGACCACGGACGCAGCUCCCACGAGCACAGACCCGACCACUACUGAUGCCGGCUCUGCUCCCGGCACGACCGACGCCGCGACGAGCACAGACCCGGCAACUACCGACGCCGCGACCACGACGUCGACGACCCCGUCGACCGGGUGCGGCCUGCUCGGGCUGGAGGAGUGCACCAGCACGAGCUCCACUGAUGCCGCCUCGACUGCGCCCACGAGCACGGAUGGGUCGAGCACCGACAGCACGGCACCCAGCAGCACUGCGCCGGCUGAUACUACUUCCGCCGCCGCAUCGUCGUCCACUGCGCCCGCCAACACGUGCGGUCUGCUCGGUAUUGGAGCUUGUACCGACAGCUCCUCGACCGCGGCUGCUACUUCUGCGGCCGAGACGUCCGGCUCUGACGCGACUUCGACUGCUGCGGCUACUUCUGCUGCUGCGUCUUCGUCCACCGCACCCGCCAACACGUGCGGCUUGCUCGGUAUUGGGGCUUGCACCGAUAGCUCGACUGCUUCUGCUACUUCCGCUGCGGAGACCUCUAGCGCCGGUUCGUCGGCAACUGCAACUGGUACUGGCGUAGCGACGACCACGUCUGCACCCGCUGAUACCAGCUCUGCACCGGCUUCAUCUUCGACUGCUUUCACUUGCGGUCUGCUGGGAAUUGGCGCGUGCACGGAUAGCUCGACUGCAUCUGCAACCGCCACUGCUACGGGCAGUGCAUCGUCUGCCUCCGCUACCGCAACCGCGUCUGGCACAGAGUCGGCCAGCGUCACUUCGUCGGCUACUGCCUCUGGAUCGGGCUCUUCGGCUUCGGCCACGGCUUCUGCUACCACUUCGUGUGGUCUGUUGGACUCGCUUUCGGGCAAGUGCUCGACUUCUGCGUCGAGCGCUUCGUCGACUGCUACGGGCACUUCUACUGGUACGAUCACUAGUGGGCUCCCGAUUACUACGGCUAUCGGCAAUAGCACCACCACCACUACGUCUGGUCUGCCGAUUACGACGACGACCACGGAUAUUGGUAACGCGACGUCGAUCAUUACCUCGGGCCUGCCCACGUCUACCCCGAUCAUCUCGAGCAACAGCACUACCACCACAUCCACGCCGAUCACCACGCAGCCGGUCUCUGCCAACAGCACCACCACGACCACCACUGCCCUUAACAGCACCACCACGACCAGCGUCAUCAUCUCGUUCCCGAGCAGCAGCAACACCUCGACCAUCGCCACCUCGACGGAUGUCUCCUCGACGCUCACAUCGACCGCUUCGUCGACCAGCAUCACGCUCCCUGCCGCGCCCUCGCAGUUCUCGUUCCUCACGCAGACGUCGCUUCUGCUCGAACCCAGCACGACCUCCAGCUCGGUCUCGAACACGCAGACGAACCCCGAUGCGCCCGCGACUACGCUCUCCGUCGCUGCGCCGUCUUCCGCCGCAUCUGCGUCGGCGACCACUGCCGCAGCCGCACUCCCGACUUACCUCGCUGCGCGUGUCUACCCGCCCACCGGUACACCCGUUGCAGGCUCGACCUCGGGCGACACCCUCGUCUCGAUCCUGUUCGACUCCGGCCUUGGCUGGGAAUUCGUCAGCACCAACACGGACUCAGAGACGCAGCUGUUCAGCUGGAUGCCCAACAUCCUCGCCACAGCGCUCAACAUCACCUCGGAGGCCGUACAGACCUUCGCCCUUCAAGUGUACAUCCCGAGCGACUACACCGGCCCCGCGGACGUCGCGAAGCUCUUGACGACCUACAUGGUCUACCUCCCCACCUCCUCCGUCUCCGACCUCGCAGACCAGCUCAAAGCCCGCGGCAGCGCGUUCUACACCGCGCUCGGCAGCCCGUACAAGGACCUCGCGGCCCACGUGAACCCGAGCUUCGCCAUCACGUCCGUCAGUGCGAACAACAUCCCCGGCAGCGGCUCGAGCACCGAAGCGUCCUCCUCGAGCGCGAGCUCCAAAGACAACACGCGCACCGACGCCAUCAUCGGCGUCGUCUCCGCGCUCGGCGGCCUGACGCUCAUCAUCCUCGCGUUCCUCGUCUACCGCUCCAUCAAAAAGCGCCGCGAGCUCGCGCACACGCGGCUCGCGGAGCCGACGCAGCCCGAGCAGCCGUACGCGGACCGCGCGGGGCGCGACUUUGACCAGGACAGCGUCGGCGGGCAGCGGCGGCGGUCGUUCUACUUCGCCGAGGACAGCUUGAGGGGCUACGGCAGCGUCAUGAGCGGCGGCGGGUUCCAGGACCAGCCGCACCGGCAGAACGCGCAGAUGGCGCAGUGGGACGAGGGGCAGGCCGGGCCGAGCCACUUUGGCCAGCAGGGGUACGGGCAGCAGCAGGGGGGGUAUGAGGGGCAGCAGGGGAACACGGUCGAGUAUUCGUACCUCGACCAUGCUGGGCCGUCGGAGCCGGCUAUGAGGCAGCGAGGAGGCGGGCCGGCGAUUAACUGGUUUACGAGUGGCUUUCUCGAUGCUUUCUUCUUGACGACCGUGACGAGUCUACGCCGGGCCGGGGCUCGUGGUCCGUUCCCUAUUCGAUCCCUCUGCGCACAGCAUGCAGUAUACCACCACCCUCUAGCCGUGCUAGCGAGCUUCACUUCCUCAAUCCGUCCAUCCGUCCAUCCCUGCCUUCACCCCGCUCUACCCGCUUCACCCGCUCUACCCGCUUCACCCGCCUUACCCCCCAUUACCUACUGA
Messenger RNA from Peniophora sp. CBMAI 1063, 3141 nucleotides. NCBI's taxonomy places the organism in Eukaryota, Fungi, Basidiomycota, Agaricomycetes, Russulales, Peniophoraceae. The record is from the annotation of a GenBank genome assembly.